Messenger RNA from Protopolystoma xenopodis, 429 nucleotides. The record is from the annotation of a GenBank genome assembly. NCBI's taxonomy places the organism in Eukaryota, Metazoa, Platyhelminthes, Monogenea, Polystomatidea, Polystomatidae.
AUGUUGCUAUCUCUCCCCAUUCUCUCUUGUAUGUUCUCGCUCUACUUCAAUUUCCAUCCAUCCACUACGCCUACACCAUUCUGCCCCUAUCUCUGUUCCUGUAUCUCCCUUUUCCCUUGCUCCAUCGUCUCUGUACCUUUGGAUGGAUCGGGAGUUCUCCCUCCCCCCUUUAACCUUGGACGACUCGGCAUGGACACAAAGUUUUGCAACAACUCGGUCUGGAGAAAGGGCCUAAUAGUUCGCGGCAAAAAAAGACGUUGCCCAGAAAAGUGUUGGUCUGUCUAUUCACAUUUUGAGUUGCCCAACUCGUCAAAUUUUGGCGCAUUCUUCUCUUGCGCCAAUAGGACGCCAGAACCGAAUAAAUCUUUUAUCUCAUCCCAAUUUCGUAGUAUUUUCGAUGAAUUAAUCAUGUCAAUUACUGCAAAUUGA